Molecule: messenger RNA, 561 nt
Organism: Armigeres subalbatus
Lineage: Eukaryota; Metazoa; Arthropoda; Insecta; Diptera; Culicidae
Product: cytochrome c oxidase subunit 6A1, mitochondrial-like
Exons: 1
Coding region: 142-468 (108 amino acids)
Biological process (GO): mitochondrial electron transport, cytochrome c to oxygen
Cellular component (GO): mitochondrial inner membrane
Molecular function (GO): enzyme regulator activity
Source: RefSeq, a predicted model, not a curated record
AAAACAUCAAAGUAACCCGAAAAAGCAAAAAAUGUCACAAUCUCCUCAGUUACGCACUAAAUAGGUACUACAUUCGCAUUUUUGCUAGCUAUUCGGCAGGAUACAUUCGUUGCAGUAAUCUCAAGACAUUGAAUCAUCAGAAUGGCCUUCAUCAACCAUGUUUUCCGUCGCACUAUGAUCUCAGUGCCUGCCCGGUACAUUGGUAACGCAGCAACAACCGGAGCGUCCGCAUCAAGCCAUGGCAAUUCGAAAAAGUGGAAAAAUCUUUCCUUCUUCGUGGCCUUUCCUGCCGUUGGCCUGGCCUUGGCCAAUGUUUUUCUACAAUCCUCGGAGGAACGGGAGCGACCGGAAUUCGUACCGUACGAGCACAUGCGAAUCCGUACCAAGCGGUUCCCUUGGGGUGAGGGCCAACGUUCUCUAUUCCACAAUCCGCAUGUGAAUGCAUUGCCGACCGGUUACGAAGACUAGGACUCAAGGAGCAGAAGAGAAUGCCGAUCUGCAAUAAUUUUAUCAAAUCGAAUGUUUUUAAAUUAUGCUAAUAAAUAAAUUCGUUUCAUUCUA